Molecule: messenger RNA, 3783 nt
Organism: Scomber japonicus (chub mackerel)
Lineage: Eukaryota; Metazoa; Chordata; Actinopteri; Scombriformes; Scombridae
Product: band 4.1-like protein 1
Exons: 22
Coding region: 1-3783 (1260 amino acids)
Biological process (GO): cortical actin cytoskeleton organization
Cellular component (GO): plasma membrane; cytoskeleton
Molecular function (GO): actin binding; structural molecule activity
Source: RefSeq, a predicted model, not a curated record
AUGACAACAGAGAAGGCUUUGGCUGGGGAGAUGAAGAGCGCAAUGGAGGGUGACGCCAGGAGAACCAAUCAGGUUCCAGAAGAUCAUGGGGAUAUGGAUGAUAGCUCCGAGAAGACCCCUAGCAAGGCCUCCAAAUCCCCCCAGAAGACCACCAAACGGCCCAAGACUGUCCCUGUCAAAGUGAAUUUACUUGACGGCUCAGACUAUGACACAUCAGUUGAGAAAUUUGCCAAGGGACAGACCCUGCUGGACAUGGUGUGUGGCCAUCUGAACCUGCUGGAGAGGGACUACUUUGGCCUGACUUUCUACGACACGGACAAUACCAAGAAUUGGUUGGAUCCCUCCAAAGAGAUUAAGAAGCAAAUUCGGAUUGGCUCCUGGAAUUUGGGAUUUUCUGUUAAGUUCUACCCCCCGGACCCAUCUGUGCUCAUUGAAGACAUCACCAGAUACUACCUGUGCCUGCAGUUGAGGGACGACAUCCUGUCCGGCCGUCUGCCAUGCUCAUUUGUCACCCAUGCCCUUUUGGGCUCCUACACUGUCCAGGCUGAAUUGGGAGACUAUGAGCCUGAGGAACAUGGUCCUGACUAUGUCAACGACUUCCGCUUUGCCCCUAACCAGACACGUGAGCUGGAGGAGAGGGUGAUGGAGCUGCACCGUAACUACAGGGGAAUGAGUCCAGCAGACGCAGAGGUGAACUUUCUAGAAAAUGCUAAGAAGCUCUCGAUGUAUGGAGUGGACCUGCAUCAUGCUAAGGAUUCAGAGGGAAUUGACAUAAUGCUUGGUGUGAGCGCCAACGGUCUGCUCAUCUACCGAGACCGUCUAAGGAUCAAUCGGUUCGCCUGGCCAAAGAUCCUCAAGAUCUCCUAUAAAAGAAGCAAUUUCUACAUCAAGAUUCGCCCUGGAGAGUAUGAACAGUUUGAGAGCACCAUAGGCUUCAAGCUGCCCAACCAUCGGGCCUCGAAGCGAUUGUGGAAGGUCUGCAUUGAGCACCACACCUUCUUCAGGUUGGUUUCCCCAGAGCCGCCUCCCAAGGGUUUCCUGGUGAUUGGCUCCAAGUUCCGCUAUAGUGGGCGGACCCAAGCCCAGACCAGACAGGCGAGUGCUCUGAUUGACAGGCCUGCUCCACAGUUUGACCGCUCUGUUAGCAAGAGGUACUUGCUGCCCCGAAGUAUUGAUGGAGCUUCAGCUCUAGGCGACAGUAUGGAUCAGCUGUCGCAGCGAAGCUCCAGUGAACACACACAGUUCAUGUCCAGAGAAGACCUGGACCAAGAAGGCAGCCUAGAUCUGGAGCACGAUCACUACCACUAUCAGGACCAUGACCAAGACCAGGACCAUUACACAGACCAGGAGCUGGAGAUGCAUGAGCGAGGUCAUGAUCAAAGGCAUACUCGGGGUGCCAACAUCUCAACGCCUACCAAGAUGCUGGAGCUCAAGGGUGAGGAGGCAGGCUCGCCUGUAGACUCUAAACCGGAGGAUCUGGCCACCCCUCGGCCCAAACAGGAGCAGUUCUUGGAUAAGCCAGAGGAUGUUCUACAGAAGCACCAGGCCAGCAUCAACGAGCUGAAGAGGGCUUUGAGACAGCCUAAUAGCAAGAUGGCCCAGAGGGAGAAACGCCUUUCUUCAGCUACUCCUCCUGGAGGAACGCCCGAGCGAAAAUCAGCGACCGGUGAUGCCAAAUUGAUUGACAAGCAGGAUGCUUAUGAAGGAGUGCUGGAGAGUAAGACCUCUCCUAUGGGUAGAGACACAUUCACAGUAACAUCUGGGAGUGGAGCAAGUAUGAACAGUUGUCAAACAUCGUGGGAUUCAUUGAGAACUCAAACUGCAACAUCUCCAAAACAGGAAACAGACUUCCUGACAGAUAUGGACAAUACAAUGGCGCUUAACGGCCACCAUGAUUCUGUAUCAGCAAGCUAUUCUAUUCAAGAAAAUGGAUACGGCUCUCCACAUGAUAAACAGAGGAGUGUAAUGAACAACAGAGAUGUGAGGCAUAGUCAGUAUGAGCACAAUAUUCAUCAGGAGAGACUGAAAAACUUUGAAACUCCUGUAUCUGCGGAUUCUCUCCCAAAGGGCAACAGGGGCAGAAUUGAAAGUGACGUGAAGCAUCGCGAGACGUGGAAAAUAAAAGACUCAAGCCCCAAGGGAGACAAAGAUUGCAACAAAACUGGGAGCUCACACUCGGAAGUCACCAGAAUAGUUCCUCUCAAGCCUCAGAGAUCAAAGAAAUCUUUGAGUAAAGAGAACAAAGGUGUUGUAAACCCUCAAACUCAAAGCCAGUCCGAUAGAGGUGUCUUCAGUGCGACUGGGGAUGUGCAGAUGACAAAAUCAAAAGAUGGAUCCUGUGAGACAGGAAGGAGAGUGGAUGGUAAUGCUGUGCUGAAAUCUUCCACAGAUGUUGUCAAAGAAAACGCAUCGGCCUCCAAAUACCGCAGUGAUGCUGCGAUGUCAUAUCAGCAGAUUAAGAGCGAGAUUUUUGGACAACAAGAGCUCACAGACUUCAGGGAUACAACAGGGCAAAGUCAGUGGACAAGAGGAGACAUGCGACAUGAAGAUAAUUUUCAUGAGAGUCUCUACUCUAGCUCCAAACUCCCCACAGCUCCCCCUCGGACUCUUCCUUUGAAAACACAGUGGUCCCGAGACAGACAGAGCAACAUGGACAGCAGCCACAUCCACCACAGGACGUCCAGCCAAGAAACGACCAAGAGGAAGCAAGCGGAGACACCUCCCACUCCUUCUAUUCAUGAGGAGCCUUUCAACGAAGCAUCAAGGGAACCAUGGGAGAGACGUCUGGGCUCUGUCUCUGAGGAUGACCAGGACCAUGAUAUCCCAUACCUGAAGGAGACCCACCUGGGCAUCGAACGCAAAUGUUCCAGCAUCACAGUCAGUUCUACAUCCAGUCUGGAGGCAGAAGUAGAUUUUACCGUCCUCACGGACCUGCAAACGGGCAUGGAGGAGUUCUCCAGGGGCAUGACAGAGCUAGGAGAGCGGGACCUAUCACCUGAUGGGGGUCUGUGCUUUGGAAUUGAUUUUCUCCCGCAACAGGGCCCCCCUGAACCUCCACCUCCACUAGUGUCAGCUCCCCUGUCCAGAGGGGCCACUAGCAGCCCCCCGGCUAAACAAAUCCAGGCUGAAGACGUCCGACCAGAGGUCAAGCGGCCUGAUGUGCAGGUAGAGACAAAGUUCUGUGUUAUAUCAAGUCCUGUUGUACCCAAAAAACCAAAGAGGUCAGUGCCAGUGUCAUCGUCUGUGGACAGAGAGCAGUCGUACAGGGAACACAGUCAUGUCGCUACCAUCCCACCUCUGAGCAGGGAGGCCAGUGAUGUCAUUAUCACGCCAACAGUGAGGAAGACGGAUGUCAGGACGGAGACCCAGCCCAAUGGGUCAGAGGUCACCACAACCAUUGUGGAAUUCACGGAUCAGGAUCACGGCAUUGCUGGCCUUAGUGAGGUUUCUUACUCUACGAGGCAGAGUGUAUCCCCUGUGCAUAUGGGCAGUCUUGGAAGAGAGGCAUCAGGGUCACCCAUUCUUGUCACUGAAAACGUUACCUCAGCAACCACACACGUCACCAAGACGGUGAAAGGAGGAUAUUCAGAGACCAGGAUCGAGAAGAGGAUCAUAAUCACAGGAGAUGAUGAUGUAGACCAGGAACAGGCUCUGGCUAUUGCAAUACAGGAAGCCAAGCAGCAGCAUCCAGACAUGCAGGUGACCAAGGCAGUUGUUGUCAGGGAAACAGAAUCAUCCACUGAGGAUCGACACGCCACAUCAGAGGUACAGGUGCCAUCUUGA